Molecule: messenger RNA, 7857 nt
Organism: Cheilinus undulatus (humphead wrasse)
Lineage: Eukaryota; Metazoa; Chordata; Actinopteri; Labriformes; Labridae
Gene: znf827
Product: zinc finger protein 827
Exons: 14
Coding region: 254-4786 (1510 amino acids)
Biological process (GO): regulation of gene expression
Cellular component (GO): nucleus
Source: RefSeq, a predicted model, not a curated record
UCCCUGCAUUAGUGUUAGUUAGGGGCUCGGAGACACACUUGCACCGAGAGCAGCCAUAGUCAAGACACGGCAACAACAACAGCGGCACCUCCUCCGCCUGUGUUCCCAUUCCCCAACAAUACACUUUAAACCGAGCGAAGCCAGGUGCACGACCAAGUCCCUGCCAUCACAGGCGCCUCCAGUCUCAAUGGGAAAAACCUUUUUUCUUCUUAUCCCUAAACAAGGACGAGAAUGUGAUUAAAAACGGGGGAAAAUGCCAAGGAGGAAGCAGGAGCAACCCAAGCGCCUGCCUUCACAUUUGGACAGUAACGAGGACGGAGGGCCUGAUGACGGUCCUGUGGAGGAGGAAGGCUGGUUUGGGAAUGCUUCUGACACGCGCUCGGAGUCAUCGUCCUAUGGAGACACCCAGGACGAGCUCCCCCUGCCCAGGGGCUCGUCUCCCGAUGAUCGACCUGGAGUCAGCUCUGGGUCUGGGGACCACGACACCUGCGGAGGUGAGAGCUCAAUGGGUUGCCCCACACCCGUCCAUCGUGCCUCUUUGGAACUCCUCGGACUGGAUGGAGGUGCAUUCUCGGCCCAGGACACCCUCUCGUCCGUUGUAUCCUCGCUGUACGGUGAGGCAGCAUCUCGUGCCCUUGGGAAACCCCUCAGCAGCAACCUACGGCGCCUCCUAGAGGCUGGGUCACUGAAACUAGACACUGGGGACCUCUUGGGUCGGUCGUCCAGGGGUGUUGCUGGUGGGGAGUCUCCACCAAUAGGUCUAGCUCCACCUUUGACCCUCUCCCCGUCAUCUCACCACGCUCAGCAGUUAAGUGCUCUUGCCCGAAAACUAGCCAAUAACAACAGCAACAGUGGCUCAGCCUCACCGGCCUCCUUGGCACCCUCAGUCACCAACAUAAAGCAAGAGCCCCUUGACCCCUUUAACUCUGUCACCCCUAGCAACGGCAGUGGUUUCGUAUGGGCAGGUGUAGCAGAUAAGUGGCCACCAGCCAGCUGCUCCACCCCCUGCGGCUCCAGCCUGUCCCCGGACUCUGCAAUCCAGAAGCUAAAAGCUGCAGCUAAUGCUGUACUUCAAGACAAGAAUGCCGUGGCCUCCUCUACGACCUCCUCCUCCUCCUCCUCCACCUCUGCCUCUUCUGCAGUGCCCACUCUGGGAGGGGGGAGUCGAGGAGAGGAUGUGGUGCGCUUCGAUGCCUUCAACUCUCCGUUCAGCCCACAGUCAGCUAGCUCCACCCUCGCCGCACUCUCCAAGAAAGUCAGUGAGCGGAGCCAAGCCUCGUCGACGACCAGCGCUGCUAACGAUCACCAAGCCUCGGCGAGCUCCUUCCUCUCACUUGUGUCCAUGACCUCCUCUGCUGCCUUGCUCAAAGAGGUGGCAGCCAGGGCAGCGGGUAACCUGCUGGUGGAGAAAAAAGACGGUUCCUCCUUGGCUACAGCAGGGGUCCUCCAAGAGGACGUGAAGCCCCUGCUAGACAAGAACCAGAAGGCUCCUACACCAUCUACACCCACGCAGAGCCUGGAGCUGCUGAUGCCCUCAACUCCAAAGGGCAGAGGCAAGCCCAACAGCCAAGCAGGUUCUCCCGAGGAUGGUGGCAAACCGUUCCAGUGUCCUGUGUGUGGCCUGGUUAUCAAACGCAAGAGCUAUUGGAAGAGACACAUGGUCAUCCACACAGGCUUGAAAAGCCACCAGUGUCCAUUGUGUCCCUUCCGCUGCGCUCGCAAAGACAAUCUCAAGUCCCACAUGAAGGUACAUCAGCACCAGGACCGAGGUGAGACGUUUCAGUGCGAACUCUGCCCCUUCACCUCCUCCCGUCACUUCAGCCUGAAGCUUCACAUGCGCUGCCACCAGCACUUCCCCCGCACAGACGUCAAGGUGAAAGAGGAGCUCACCACCGACACGGAGGGCGAGGGCUCCCUGAUGGGUGACAGCAGCUCAGCAGACCUUCGAGGGGCAGAGGCAUCGCCGCUGCACUCGGACUCUCAGCAGACGUCGCCGCCACUGCACGACGCCUCCUCGAAUCACGUCCACAUCAAGGAGGAGCCACAGGAGAGAGAUUUGUCUGUGCUUUCUCCCUUUAGCAUGUGCAGGGACCGUCCCAGCAGCAGUGCCAACUCACUCGAUCUCCCUGGAGUCGGAGUCAGAUCCAGUCCUAGUGGUCCAACCACGGCCUCCCUCUUCAGCCCUGAUAUCAGUACAAAGACAGCUACUGACCUGCUUAUGAAGCUUUCAGCGGCCAACCAGCGUGAGACACUAAAGUCUCCUUUUCACCUGAAAGAAGAACCCAAAGUGGAGGAAGCCUUGAGUCCUAGACCAUCCUCCACGACACAGAGCCAAGUCCAGCCAGGCUUCACUGCGACUUUCUGCCAGGACGGGCCAACAGGGGCUGCGGCAGCCACAGAGCGCCCAGGACCACUGAAGCCAAGGGAAGGAAGUCCCAUGUCUAAGAACAGCCUGCUGAGCCAGGACAUCAAUGUUAAAGUGGCCUCUGAGCUGCUGAUGAAGCUCUCAGAGAACAACAAAGAGACCCAGUACCAGAAGGUGAAAGUAAAGGCAGAGCCCAUGGAGGUGGACCCGCCCCCUGCAGAGCUCACCCCUCCUGCCUCUCACCUGCUGGCCUUCAGCACUUUAGGAGCGAGCGAGAAGAGUGAGCCGAUGAGUAACCUCCCAGAGACGUUGGCCCGCCCCCAGAAAGACCUCUUCUCGCAGGACAUAUCGGUCAAAAUGGCCUCCGAACUACUGUUCAAACUGUCAGAAAAAGUCAGCAAAUCCAACAACCAUAAAGACAGCAACAUGGUGGGAAUAAACAGUCCGUUCCUGGACGAGUGCUUCAGACAAUCACCCUUUAACUCGCGCUCCAAGAGCUCUUCCCCCGCAGAGGCCAGCUCUUCUACCAGGGCAGCAUUUCACGACUCAGAGAAGGAUGACGGGGAGCCGGGAAACGGGAUCGCCCAGUGGAGACUGAAUGAGCAGCUCUUCCCCUGCCCGGUCUGUGGAAAGGUGUUCGGUCGCCAGCAGACUCUUUCUAGACAUCUGUCUCUACACACAGAGGAGAGGAAGUACAAGUGUCACCUGUGUCCUUAUGCAGCCAAGUGCAGGGCUAACCUCAAUCAGCACCUGACCAUCCACUCUGUCAAGCUGGUCAACACAGACGCUGAGCAGAUCGUCAGCGCUGUUACAGCCGACUCUGCUGAGCGAAAGAACUGCCCCUACUACUACAGCUGCCAUGUGUGCGAUUUCCAGACGGAGCUGAAUGCCCAGUUUGUCAGCCACAUGUCGCUCCAUGUGGACAAGGAGCAGUGGAUGUUCUCGCUCUGCUGCAGCGUCUGCGACUACGUCUGCAUGGAGGAGAACGACAUGAAGAACCACAUAAGUACCGGGCAUGCAGGUCUGAACUCAAGGAGUCCUCUCAGCGAGACCAAGAGCACCUCUUCGUCCCUCUCGGCCCUCAGUGACUCACUCAACAGCUCGGAAGGCGGAGACCUCCCCCACGGUAACGAAGAACUCAGGGGUCUGCUCGCCCCGCCCUCCUCCGCAGGCAGCCAGUCCAGCUCUGGGAGCCACUCGGGAUCAGGAACUGAGGACAAGUCAGACAAAGGCUUCGAGUGUGUCUUCUGCAAUUUCGUGUGUAAGACGCGUAGCAUGUAUGAGCGGCACCUCCAGAUCCACCUCAUCACCCGAAUGUUUGAAUGCGACGUCUGCCACAAGUUCCUGAAGACGCCCGAGCAGCUGCUGGAGCACAAGAAGUGCCACACCGUCCCCUCCGGAGGGCUCAAGUGCCCUUUCUGCAUCUACUCCACCAAUCGUCCAGCGGCCAUGGAGUGCCACCUUAAGACGCACUGUAAGAUGGAGUACCGCUGCCGCAUCUGCCAGGGACUGUGGCCCGACCAGGCCUCAUUGGAGGCCCACAUGCGGGGGCACCGCCUGGGCAACCACUACAAGUGUGAGCAGUGUGGCUACUUGUCCAAGACGGCCAACAAGCUGAUCGAGCACGUGCGCGUGCACACAGGCGAGCGGCCCUUCCACUGCGACCGCUGCUCUUAUAGCUGCAAGCGCAAGGACAACCUCAACCUGCACAAGAAGCUGAAGCACGCGCCGCGCCAGACUUUCAGCUGCCAAGAGUGCCCUUUCACCACCACACACCCCUUCGUCUUCAGCCGCCACCUCAAGAAACACCAGAGCGGAGGAGCGGGGGCGCUGGAUGGAGGAGGAGAAGAGGAGGAGGAAGAGGAGGCGGGAGAGGAGGAGCUGCCACUCCAGGGAGCGUCACCUGGGGGGUCGACAGCGCAAAAGAGCCAGGAGAACUUCCUGUUCGGCGGAGGAGGGGGAAGCAGCGGAGGGAGUGGGAGUAACAGCCCCCUCAUGAGUCUGACAGCGUCUCAGGCGCUGCAGUCCGUCGCUCUGUCACUUACUCUGGGUAAGUCCGCCCAGCUGGACGCCAGCAGCCCUCUGCGCCGUCUCAUCAGCACCAACGGAAACGACUCCAGCAGAAACCCCGGCGCCCCGAGCAGUGGCAGCCCCUCCCUCUUCCUCCCCUCCUCCCGGCACGUCUUCGAGCAGUACAGGAACUGCGAGCGGGCGCACCUGAUCCCCCUCACCACCCUGUUCACCCACAACAGCCGCUUCACAUUCCACUCGCACCUCCACUCCAGAUGGCGGCCCGCCACAUCUCCUCUCCUCGUCUCCUCCAAUCCAGCGUCCCCCUCCCGCUCACCCUCCUCACCCACCUCCCACAAACACUCCUUCCUGGCCUACCUGGGACUGAUGGAGAGGGCCAAGACUGUUUGACCUCCUCCUCCUCAGCUCGCUGUUUCCCUCACUCCUCAGACAGCGGUGCGAAUGACACUUGACCACUGCAGAGGGAGCGACGUCUUUUCCAAUCAGACCAGCAGAAUAAGCUGGAGCAGACAAACAUAUUAGAAAAAAAUAAAAAAAAACAUUUAUAAGAGAAAAAGGCUGUACAUGCUAAAAAUGCAUUUAUAUCAAAAGCUGCUUUUCUUAUCAGUUCUAUCAAUUGAAUUAUUACUACUUCAACUACUACUCUGUAUUACCUUUCAUUUCUGUUUUUAAAUGUCUGAAUGACCUGGACCCAGUUGCAUUAUCUGAGGAAACUAACGUAUCUCAGUUUUAUAGAUAUUUUUCUUUAGUCGUUUGACGAGAUAUAAAGUUGAAAAAGACGAAACUAAACUUGCAAGUGCUAUAUUUUAGUGCAUUUUUGUCUAUCGCUAUUAUGCAUCGAGAUAGCAUGCCCGUUUCUGUGUUUUCGACUAGCUUCGACGUCAUUAGAAAGCUAAAAACCCGAGAUAUCCUAAAGUGUUAGCGGUGCGACAAGGACAGAACCAAUGAAACGGAGCGCUUUUCAUUGAAAACAGCACGUUUCCAAAGCAACGCCUCAAACCACGCACUUACUUAUUUAUCAGUCUUGUACAUAGUUUUGUAGCCCUUCCCCUUCCCAUCUUUUUUUGGUUUCUGUUGUUUUUUGUAUAAUGGUGGAACCAUAUUAUGCAUAGCAGCUGCCUGAUAUCACCUCUGCCUCAGAAUAAGUGUCAUUCAUAGCUAAUUUUAUUUUAUUUUUUUCAGGAGAUAAGCUGUGUCCGUGUAAAUUAAAGGGGAAGAAAAUCAGACCAAUCAUGACAAGGAACACUUAUUUUGAUUUUAAGUCAAAUCAUAAUGAUGAAUUUGCACUCACAGGUGAAUAAGCAGAGAAUAAAGAGAGUAUUUCUGAGACCAAGUGGAUAUCAGUGCAGCCUCAUGUGCAGAACUAUGUAUGACGCACCUAUACUUAGAAGAGAUAUAUGAGAUAACUGUUUUGUGGAGGUGACUUGCUCCGGAGUUAGCUAGUGAGCUAUCCGCCGCCGGGUCACCACAGGCCGAUUCAAUGGUGCUUUUUGGAGCUUUUUGUAAUUUUUGUGUACAAAAAAAGAAAAAAAACUGUUCCAAAAUGACUUGAAUGAAUGUAUUUUUGUUUAUGUAAAUGAAGCGAUACAGAAGUGUGAACAGGGGCGUCUUCUGUGCUGGAAAAGACGGGAAAGUUAGCGUGUUUGGUGGCCUUCUGUGUCUUUUUUGCUUUUUGUUUGUUUCUUUUUUUUUACUUUUUUACUGAGCCUUUUACAUCAUAAUAAAACAUUUUCUACUAACAUUCAUAAAGAACCCAUAGUGAGGAAAAAAAAGCUCCUGUAGGUGCAAUGAUGAAGCAAAGCCAUUCACUUGUACAGCGUUGUGUUCGAUGGUGGAGGCUUCUGUUAGGCCGGCAGACAUGGUACUGCUUUUUGCCCCCACUCCUCUCACUCUCCCCCUCCCUUCUGUCAACCUUUUGAGUUUUAAUUGCACUUAAUGUAGUUACACUUCAAGCCAAAAGCACUUAAACCUUUAAUUUUCUUGUAUUUUUUUUUUUUAAGUGCAAACUUAGAUCCACCGAGUUACCGUGAUGUGAAGUGGACAGCAGUUGUUGGAAAUGACUCAAUCAACACCCCUCAUUUUCACGUGUUGGCAAUUCUGGCAACGCAGAAAGGUCUGCCUCUGUGAAAUCAGAGAAAGUAAAUGAAUACAAAUUGCAUGAAUUAGACAGUAGAGGUCAAGCUCUCCCUGGGAACUAAAGGUCCCAGGCUAAAUUGCGAUGAGCCAAUUUUGCACAGUGCUGCACUUUUUGAUUAAGAGAAUAUGUAUUUAUCCGUAAAAUCGCUCAAAAAAGAAGUAUAUUUGCGAGAUAGGGCAGCAUUCUGCAAGCGUUUCAUUUUGAAAAAAAGCUUUACCCAUGACUUGUUUUUGUAAGCCAAAAUCCCUUAUUUGUAAAGGGAUUCUUUUUUUAUUUUCCUUGUUUUUAUUUGUCUAUUUUUCUCAUGCAUUAUCUUACAAAGAAUCAUUGUUUUGUUUUUUAUUUUUCUACUUAAAUCAUGUUAGAAAAAAAAAUGUGGAUUGGAAAGAAAUUCUGAAUUGUCAAGACCAAAAUGUAACUGCAGGAUGUGAUGUUAGGAUUGAAUCCGUCACGUCAUGCUCUGGAGCGAUUUAUCCCCUUCUCACUGCUGUUUUUGUUUUUUCUUUUGCUUUGUCCAUGUCUGGCAUGCUGUCUCUGGAGUGAAACGAGCAUCCCUCCAACACACUCACUCACUCGUACUAUCUACAUUAUCUUUUAUACUCUAGUGCCACUUGGUGGAAGGAAACCACCUGAGACUUCUGGGAAUGAGUCAAACUUAAUUGUCAGGGUCAUAAAAAAAGAUAAAGAGAUAAAAAAAGAAGAAGAAAAGAGUGCGUCCACUCUUGACACCUUUUUAAAAAUGUCUGCCUUUUAUUAAUCAUAAAUGGCUGCACUUCUUUAUGUCCCCUCUUACUUUGAGUGUAAUGUUUUAAAAGGUAACAGGGCUCUCUCCUUUGGAAAACCAAUAUUCUUAAAGCACUUAUUCUGUUUAUUUUUGCCCAUUUAUAUGCAGCACAGUGACCUUUUGUUUUUUUCUAAAGCUUGACUACCUUCAGCACUUCAAAGUAUGCAUGACAUGGCCCUCCCUCUCUUGAGCACUUAUUGUGUUUCAGACUAACUCCCUCUGUUGCGUUUAGUUAGCAUCACACUGCACUGUCUACAAUCAGUUAGCUUUAUGUUCGGCUGUGUUUUAUGAUUAGAUUGAAAAAAGGCUCAACUAUCUUCUGUUUUGGCACUCAGUAAAGAUUGGUAUGUGCUGUACAAAGCUUUUUUUUAUUACUCCAUUGUUAAGGCUGUACAGGGUUGUGACGAUAACUGGUAAAUAGAUCAUUUGUACUUUUUUUUUUUUUUUUUUUUUUUUUGGUUUUGUAUUUGUUUUUCUUUAUUUGGCAUUAUUUUAUGUUCAAACUUGCCAGAUCUAAAUGUAACAGGAUUUGAAAGUAAA